Molecule: messenger RNA, 1096 nt
Organism: Aphidius gifuensis
Lineage: Eukaryota; Metazoa; Arthropoda; Insecta; Hymenoptera; Braconidae
Product: annexin B11-like
Exons: 5
Coding region: 1-1020 (339 amino acids)
Cellular component (GO): cytoplasm
Molecular function (GO): calcium-dependent phospholipid binding; calcium ion binding
Source: RefSeq, a predicted model, not a curated record
AUGGAUAAUACAGUGAAUAAUGAAAAUGAAUUGGAACCAGAACGACCACCUCAUCCACCUUUGUAUGAACAACUCUAUCCAACAAGUCAUCAGUUGUCACCAACAGUUGUACCAUAUGAUGGUUUUGUGGCUGAUAUUGAUGCCCGAAGUAUUUUUGAUAUAAUUGAAAAAUCUGACAAAAUGUCAUUGAUCAUGUUGCUCACUAACAGAAGUAAUUUACAACGAGUUGAAAUUUGUGAAAAAUACAAAUCAAUUUAUAACAAGGAUUUGAUAGUUGAUUUAAAAUCAAUAUUAUCUGGUGAUUUAAAAGAUUUAAUAAUUUCAAUGAUGACUCCAUUACCAAUUUUUUAUGCAAAAGAACUUAAUUUAUCAAUUGAUGGAACUAUUAAAAAUGAUUCUGUUUUAAUAGAAAUUCUAUGUACAUUAUCGAAAAAGGAAAUUAAUAUUGUCAAAAAUGAAUAUAAAAAAUUGUAUAAUAAAGUACUUGAAGAAGAUAUACAUGAUACAUGUACUAAAUUUAAAAGACUAAUGGUAUCAUUGUGUUGUGCAAAUCGUGAUGUUAAUAUGACAAUUAAUAUUGAAUCAGCAAUUAAUGAUGCUAAAAAACUUUUAAAUUUUGAUACAAAUAAUAAUGAUGCUAAUGUAUUUAAUGAUAUUUUUGUACGACGUAAUGAAUUACAGUUGAAAAAAAUUUUUCAUGAAUAUGAAAAGAUAAGUGGACACAGUAUUGAGACGACGAUUAAAAAAGAAUUUUCUGGUGAUAUGAAAAAAGCACUUAUUUGUAUUGUCAAGUGUGUUAAUAAUCGUGCUGUUUUUUUUGCUGAACAAUUGUAUAAAAGUAUGAUAGGAUUAGGCACAGAUGAUCGUUCAUUGCAACGUUUGAUUUUAACACGUUCAGAAAUUGAUAUGGGAGAAAUUAAACAAAUUUUUCAAACACAAUAUAAUGAUACACUGGAAAAUUUUAUAAUAGAUGAUUGCUCGGGUCAUUAUAAAAAGUGUCUACUUGCACUUAUUAAUUAGAAAAAAAAAUAUAUAAAUGAUUUAGUUGAAUAAUUUAUAAUGAUAAAUAAAUAAAAAUAUUAAUUUUCAAUUGAUA